AUGGCCACCCACAGCCAAGCGGCAGACGCUCACGAAUCGCGGAAAUCGACAAUCAUCGCCAUCGUGAGUUCAGUUCUGACCGUGGCGUUUCUCCUUGUAUCGAUGCGAGUAUACACUCGUGCGGUUAUAUUAAGGAACUUUGGCAUCGAUGACUGGUCUUGUAUAUUCGCGUUUGUGAGUACCGCAUGCGUUCGAGAGGCUCCCAUGUUUUACUGGUCUAUCCUCAUCUACAAUAUCGCCCUAGCAGCCAUCAAAAUGACCUUCCUUCUUCAAUACUACCGUGCCAUGACUACCCACAAACUGAAGAAAGCCUACAUUGCCGCUCUCGUCGUUGUAGGCCUAUGGAGUCUCUCUCAGAUCUUCUUGCAGGCUUUUAUCUGUACGCCUGUCAGGGCGUUUUGGGAUAAAACCGUCAGCGGAUCGUGCGUUCCGUCACACCCAGCGUGGUAUAUCAACGCAGCUGGGAACAUCGCAACGGAUAUCCUCAUUUUGAUACUUCCGCUGCCUAUUAUCCUGAAACUGAAACUUGGCCGGCGCCAGAAAUACAUCCUCAUGUCUAUCUUGUGUCUGGGUUUUUUUACCUGUACCAUAUCCAUCAUUCGCAUUCGCUUUCUCAGCAUUGAAGGCGAUGGUACCUGGCAGAACGUCGACACGGCUGGGUGGUCGAUUGGCGAACUGUGCUCUGGGAUUGUUUGCGCCUGUCUCCCAACAAUCCGCCCACUCGUAUCUCGCUACUUACCAUCCCUUUUUACCCUCGAUCGAUCGUCGGUGGGACACCAGGAUUCCAGAAGCGAGCUGAGGAUGAACCAGCGUUACGGUUCACGCACCCACGAGCUUAGCAACUUUCCCCACCGGAGUCUCCAUUCAUCGGAAAGUAAGGAUGUGUUGUAUGGCUCACAGACAGGAGUGGUCAUAAGUACCAAAAUUAGCCAACGCACAGAACUAUCGAAAGACGGAGGCGAGCUCACAAUACAGCAUAUAACUGUCAAGGGAGCGGACAGCAACAGAGGGUAUAAUUCCCGCGAGAACGAGGGCCAAGAGUCACAACAUAGUAGAUCGAUUGAUCUCAACCAUAAGGAAGUUCCGCAGAUGGCGCACCGACCGGAGGCCAAAGAAUUUACUUAG
Messenger RNA from Ilyonectria robusta, 1125 nucleotides. RefSeq lists its product as uncharacterized. The transcript has 3 exons. The coding region runs from base 1 to 1125 and encodes 374 amino acids. The record is from RefSeq and is a predicted model, not a curated record. Lineage: Eukaryota; Fungi; Ascomycota; Sordariomycetes; Hypocreales; Nectriaceae.